ACUACUGCUAAGGUGCUAGUACCCCAUGCGAGGCUAGCUAAAGAGUGAAGUAGGCCAUCGAUCUACCAGAUCUUCAGCCGCCUCCUCUUGCUCAUGGUCCUUGGUUUUUACUGGUUUUUCAAGAUUGGCGCAAGGGAUUUCAUUUGUUCUCAGCAAAGCAAGGGAUUUAUCUACCAGAAAACUUCUGUACAGUUUUUUUUGUCAGAGCCAGAACAGUCAAGCACUGAAUCUAGAGUCCUUGAUGGAGCACAAAACUUGGAUGUCUCUUCUGGAAACAACAAAGAUGAACAGGAACCUCAUGAAAAUGGAUCAGUCGUAGUGAAUAACAAUGGUGAACUUAACCAUAGUAGAAAUGAAAGGAUUCUGAAUGGAAACGCAGAUAAGGAAGCACCUGAUGGUCAUUUCCUCAGUAAGCAAACCUACCCCAUCAGAUAGCCACAAAUUGACGGACCAAGAGAAUGAAAAUGAUGUGAUGUAGCGGAUGCAUGUAGGCAGACACAUCUAGUCAUUCACUCAUUCGACUGCUAUGAUAUGCUCACUGAAAAUUCUGUCCAAUAUGGUCCUCAUUGGGAUCUGUUGUGCAGGCUCAACCGACAUAGCCUCCAUUGCAAUUUUCAGCCAUGCGGCCCCCAUUCCUUGUCUGAUUGCAGGUCUACUAGAUUGCAAUCCUAUGAUGUCACAGAGAAUAUGUAUAGAUGAUUUUAGUUGUAAUGUUAAGUUGUACUGUGAAAAUAAUCUGAGAUUUCCACUUUGGAGCUUGUGAAAAUAA
This is a messenger RNA of Panicum virgatum (switchgrass), 769 nucleotides long. RefSeq lists its product as uncharacterized. Lineage: Eukaryota; Viridiplantae; Streptophyta; Magnoliopsida; Poales; Poaceae. The transcript is spliced from 4 exons. The record is from RefSeq and is a predicted model, not a curated record. The coding region runs from base 94 to 435 and encodes 113 amino acids.